Neltuma alba is the source of this 1612-nucleotide messenger RNA. Its product is annotated as leucoanthocyanidin reductase. Lineage: Eukaryota; Viridiplantae; Streptophyta; Magnoliopsida; Fabales; Fabaceae. The transcript has 5 exons. The coding region runs from base 193 to 1332 and encodes 379 amino acids. The record is from RefSeq and is a predicted model, not a curated record. Gene Ontology annotation, molecular function: oxidoreductase activity.
CUCCUUCUUCGUUAUUAUUAUUUUGUUUUUAUUAUUCGGUGUUUCUUACCCUGUGUUUGUGUGUGUGGGGCUACUGAGACCUUAUCAUUUGACUUUUCUUUCUUUCAUUUCCCAAGCAGUAAGUUCAUCACAGUACUCCUAAACCGAGCUUUCUUCUUCUUCUUCUUCUUUUCCUUGUCAUCAAUAAUCAUCAUGACUGUGUCGCCUGCCGUCGUCCCCGCCGUUGCUAAGAAGGACCGGGUGCUCAUCGUCGGUGCCACCGGUUUCAUCGGUCAGUUCGUGGCGGAGGCGAGCCUUGCUGCGGGUUACGCCACCUAUUUCCUCGUCCGGCCUGGACCCAUGAGCCAGACCAAGUCUGCCGUUGUGAAGGGCCUUCAAGAGAAAGGCGCCAUGGUCAUUUAUGGGGCGAUAAAUGAGCAGGAAUUAAUAGAGAAGAUUCUAAGAGAUUAUGAGAUAAACAUUGUGAUAUCAGCUGUGGGAGCCGGAAACUUGCUGGACCAGCUCGUCUUGGUGGAAGCCAUGAAGUCUGUCAAAACCAUCAAGAGGUUCAUGCCAUCCGAAUUCGGGCACGACGUGGAUCGAGCAGACCCGGUGGAGCCGGGUUUAGGGAUGUACAAACAAAAGCGGCUGGUGAGACGCAAGGUGGAGAAGGCUGGGGUACCCUACACUUACAUCUGCUGCAACUCCAUUGCCUCCUGGCCUUACUAUGACAACUGCCACCCUUCCAGGAGCCCCCCACCCUUGGAUCAGUUGCAUAUCUACGGUGAUGGCACCAUCAAAGCCUACUUCGUUGGUGGAGGUGACAUUGGGAAAUUCACAAUGAAAGCUGCAAGUGAUGCAAGAACUGUGAAUAAGAGCCUCCAUUUCCAGCCAGCCACCAAUUACUACAACAUGAACGAGCUUGCUUCCAUGUGGGAAACCAAAGUUGGUCGCUCCAUUCCCAGACUCAUCAUCACUGAGGAUCACCUCCUUGCUGUUGCUGCUGAGAACGUUGAGCCAAGGAGCAUUGUGGCAUCGUUCACACACGACAUCUUCAUCAAGGGGUGUCAGAUGUUCAAGCCAGAUGGACCAGGCGAUGAGGAGAUUGGAACACUGUAUCCCGAGGAAAAAGUAAGGAGCUUGGAGGAUUGCUUUGAGGAUUUUGUUCUGAUGAUGCCGCAAGCGCCGGAGAUGAAGAAGACCACGACGGCGGACCUUAGAGAAAGCAACAAUAAUAGUACUGAUAAUGGAGUUGCCAACAGCACUAGCAACAGUAGCGGCGGCGGUAACGACACUGCCGCCACCAAAAACUCGGCUGUGGCAAAGGCGGUGCCCAUCACGGCCAUGUGUUGAAUCAUCAUAAUCAGUUGAUCAUAUCAUAAAUAUUUAUGAGUACUAUUUGUUUUUUUUCUUUUUAAUUUUUACCAAUAUUGAAGAUUUAAUCCGUGAGAUGGGAGUCUUGUCUAUUUAGAUGGUGUUUGAUGUUGCUGGCACUGUUUGAACAAGAAUAAACCCAUAUAAGUAAUUAAUAUUUUAAGGCUAGCUAUUACUGUUUUGUUUCUACCCCUCCACAACCUCUCCCUUCAUCAAUUGAUCCCUGCUCCGUAAUAAAACAUACAUUCAAAUUGGUAUA